CACGCCACGCACACCCGCUCACUAUCAUUUCAAAUCAAUUACCUCAUUCAAUCCGCAACCCCCAUUUCCUGUCUUAAUUUAACCCUAAUCCCAAUCCAUCUUUUUUUACUAAUUUCGGUUUAUUUAUAAAUCCCAUCCAUUUCUCGUCUCAAAAGUUUCAGUUUGUUUCUGCCUUUUUGUUCAAUUCUUUAUUACUUCAAACAAUUAAUCUUUCUUUUCAGUCCUAAUUGGGUUUGAUUUUAGAGGUAUUAUUUUUCAAAAGAUUCAAUCUUUCCUUUUCCCACAGUUGGGAGUUUUCUGGGUUUGUAUAGGUUUAGUUUGGGUUCGAAGAAUUAUGGGUUCUGAGGUUUCUCCAUCAACUUCAGGUGAUGUCAAUGUAACAGUGGAACCAAGGCGGAGGAGUUGUUCUGGUAAGAAUAAAGGGAAGGUUCCUAAAAGAAGUCACAAGGCUGCAAGAGAAAAACUGAAGCGUGAGCAAUUGAAUGACCUCUUCCUUAACCUAGCCAAUGCUCUUGAUCUGACUGAGCCAAAUAAUGGGAAGGCCUCCAUAUUGUGCGAAACUGGUAGACUGUUGAAGGAGUUAUUUGGACAGAUCGAGUGCCUCAGGAAGGAGAAUGAAUCUCUAUUGUCUGAAUCUCGCUAUGUAACUGUGGAGAACCAUGAGCUGAAAGAAGAAAACUCUGCUCUGGAUGGUCAGAUAUCGAGUCUACAAAGCGAGCUGGAUGCAAGAACAGCCCAAUCAAAACCUGACCUGAAUAUGCCUCCUCCUGAAUUUCAUCAUCCUCAAUUUCCACCGCCAUAUUCUCUCGGCUUGCCUGAUGCUGAUGGUCCGUUGCAGCAACCAGCAUCUGUCUUUGUUCUCCCGGUUCAUUCUAAUCUCCAAGCUUAUUCGGCGAGUGCCACAAGUAUAAGCAAACCACAUGCUAGGUAUCCAACUCCUGCAGACUCAUGGCCAUCCCAACUUCUCGGUGAACAGCUGACAACUAGAAAUGAAGUUCAAUGACAAUAACUGCAACAGUUUUUGCUUUAACCCUUCCUCCUCACUAUGUAAACAUUUUCAUGCCUUGUAAUUUAUCGUAGCAGCCUUGCUGUUCAUUUAUUUUUAUCACCAAUUUUGUACA
Molecule: messenger RNA, 1121 nt
Organism: Mercurialis annua (annual mercury)
Lineage: Eukaryota; Viridiplantae; Streptophyta; Magnoliopsida; Malpighiales; Euphorbiaceae
Product: transcription factor bHLH47
Exons: 4
Coding region: 335-1003 (222 amino acids)
Molecular function (GO): protein dimerization activity
Source: RefSeq, a predicted model, not a curated record